Molecule: messenger RNA, 3866 nt
Organism: Anastrepha ludens (Mexican fruit fly)
Lineage: Eukaryota; Metazoa; Arthropoda; Insecta; Diptera; Tephritidae
Product: peroxidase
Exons: 9
Coding region: 129-2177 (682 amino acids)
Biological process (GO): response to oxidative stress
Molecular function (GO): peroxidase activity; heme binding
Source: RefSeq, a predicted model, not a curated record
UGGCACAAGCCAUAGCAAAAGACAUCGCGAAUAUUCCAACAACAUAAUCGCUGUAACAAUAUAAGCUCAAAGCCAAGUAUGCGGUGAGCAUAUAACAAGUGCACUUUAUCGUGAAAUCAUACGCAGAUAUGGGCUCCCAAGAGUAUAAUUUUAUUUUUAUUGCCUUCAUUUUAUCUCUAAUUCAUGAAGUGGUAGCAGAUUUUGCAAGUAAAUGUCCUUUUACGAUCUAUCAGGAAUAUGAGACAAAACCGAACAUAUAUGUGUCCUCAUCUGCUGCAGCUGCUUUUGCCGAGAUGGACGUAAGGAAUACUGCAAGAGUUAGGCAUAAUGAUGUCAGUCACUUAACUAGUGCCAUUGUACCUAGUUUGAAUGAACUACUAUUCAGCUCUGAAAAGUCUGACAAAUUUCAGUGCACUUCACCGCGUUCAAACUGCGCGAGUGAUUCGAAAAACUUUUAUUAUCGAACCUAUGAUGGGUCAUGCAAUAAUUUUCAAAAUCCCGACUAUGGAAUGGCAAAAUCUAGGUAUACUCGAAUGAUGCCACCGAAAUAUAGUGAUGGUGUUUACUCUCCAACAAUCUCAAUCACUGGGGCACCAUUACCAAAUAGCCGUCUAUUAUCAUUGUCCUUAUACGGAGAAACUACCUUGCCGGAUGAUUUUCGAACGAUGGCGUUUUUGCAGUGGGGUCAAUUGGUGGCUCACGACAUGACACAUUUUGUUAAAGGAAACACCAGUGACGACUGUUGCUCUCGUCCUGAAAGUUUAUUCUGCUAUCCAAUUAUUCUUCACCCGCUCGGACCAAUUUCGCAGAGUUCUUCGAAGGGGUGUUUAAAUUUCGCCAGAAGUACUUCUGAUUGCGAUGCGGUAUGUCCCGCUAGUGGUUUGCCAUAUUCAGAGAAAAUAACAAUGACCUCAGCAUAUCUGGAUUUGUCGUUUGUUUAUGGCAACUCCGUAAGGCAAAACAGAAAAUUUCGUGUAUUUAAAAGUGGCCUACUAAAAACAAGUUUAGUGAAUAACCGUGACUGGCUGCCAUUAUCCACCAAUCCUGAAACUGAUUGUGGAGAAGGAAAUUAUCAAUGUUACGAUAUACCAGAUAUCCGUAACCAAUUCAUCCCAACAGUUGCAGUGUUGCAUACCAUCCUUGUGCGCGAACAUAACCGAAUUGCGAGAAAACUUGAACAAUUUAACCCCCAUUACUCGGAUGAGACACUUUUCCAAGAGGCAAGAAAAAUAAAUAUCGCUCAAUAUCAAAAGAUUACGUUUUAUGAUUGGUUGCCGCUUCUUAUUGGACCUUCGUAUGCUUAUAAUAAAGACCUAUUAUACCACAUUACGAAAUAUGAGUACUCAUAUGAUUACGAUCCAGCCGUUAAUGCCGCACCUUACGCAGAAUUCGCUGCAGCCGCUUUUCGUUACUCACACAAUCAAAUACCUGGAUGGUUUUCAUUAGUCUCUUCAAGACGAAAUUUCAAUCAAACAUUGCGGUUAAGUGAUCAUUUCGAGCGGCCUGAGAAUCUGAAUUUAAUGUGGGAUAAUGAUAACUUUGACUCCCUUAUUCGUGGCUUAUGUACACAACUACAGAAGCGUCCCGACAGUAACAUAGACAAAGAGAUAAAACACUUCUUUGAUCGUAAAAGCUUCGAAGUAUUUGGCGCUGAUUUGAAAGCAAUUGAUAUACAGCGUGGGCGAGACUAUGGAUUACCAUCUUAUAAUGACAUGCGAACCUAUUGCGGAUUACCACGUGCUUACGACUGGUCAGGAUUUUCCAAUGAAAUAUCACAAGAUAAAAUUAGGGUAAUGCAGGAGCUUUACGCAUCUCCCGACGAUGUAGAUUUAUCUAUUGGUGGCUCGCUGGAAGCACACGCACCGGAAUCUAUUUUAGGGCCUACGUUUCAAUGUAUAAUAGGACGACAAUUCCUCAAAGCUCGAGUGGGUGAUCAUUUCUUUUUUGAGCGGUACAAUCCAAUAAGUGGUUUUUCAAAAGCCCAAUUAGCUGAGAUCCGUAAAGCCAGUUUAUCGCAGUUAUUUUGCAACAAUGCCGACUUCUUACAGGAUAUUCAACCUAAUGCGUUUAUUUUUCCAAACAGAAGGAAUAUUUUGAGAAAUUGUAAAGAUUUUCCUCAGGUGGAUUUAUGGAAAUGGAGAGCACCUAUACAACAAGCGGUUUACUUAAAUAAAUAAUGAUAAACGUUACAUAUACGUACCUACAAAAAAUUUGUUAUAAUAAGGAAUGAAUAAUUUCUUGCAUUAAUUAUAUACGACUAACCUACAAUAUAAAUGAUACCCCAUUUUACAGGGUCCGGCACUCGAAGUGUAACCGAUUGAAAAGGCCAUACAUUUGCUUUGGAAAAUUACUUUUAUUCAAUUCAAAGUAAAAAAUGUGUGAAAAUAAUACAAAAUUAAGAAUCAAUUUACUUUUGCUCGAGAUGAUCACCUUUUGACUUAACUAUGACCUUUUGACUUAACCUUGAGACGGUCCAGAAACGAAUCACAACUACCCGAAUGUGACCUGCAGGUAUUUUGGCCCAUUCGCGGUUAAUGGCUUUUUUCAACGCCUCGAGACUGGUGAAUCUUUUAGUUCGGACCUUGCUCUCCACGGCUUCAAAGCAACCUCCACAAUACUUUCCCGAUAAUAUUUCGCAUUUACCUUGACGCCAGGCCAGGAUGAAAACGAUUGGAGAGCGCCCAUCUGCGGUUACAGCGGCCCAAAGCAAUACCUGUGUCGGGUGCUGCCUUCUGAUGGUCAUUCGAGGACUAAAAUUCUCGUAUGAACGGUCGGUCAAAUAAACUCUAUCAUUUUGGGAGUUUACGAAUUGUUCAAUUUGAAAAAUUUUCUCGUCAGAAAACAAAAUGUUCAGAAAUUGGCCGCUUUCGGCCAAGCGCAGCAACUUCUUCGCUCUCUCAAGUCUGACUUGUUGCUGCUUUGGUGUGAGAUCAUGCUCCUUUUAGGUCUUGUAAGACUUAACUGUGAGAUAAUUUUUCAGUAUGCGGCGGAUGCUACGAUCAGAUAUUUUCAGUUCUUUCGCCAUUUGAUUGGCACUUCGUCAGGGAUUUCGCUCAAGUCGUAUCUUCACUUUUUGAACCAUUUCGAAUGACGUUUUAGUCUUUUGAUGAUCACCUCCAUGACAUUUGCGGCUACCAGUAUCAUUGUAACGAGUAAUGGGGUGAUAAACAAAAACUUUAUUUACUUUAAGGUAAUCGAGCUCACGAACAAUCCCUGGUUGUGAUUUUCCAGCCAAAUACAAUGCAAUCACACUGUUACGUUUGAAAUCCAUUACUGAUUUUCUUUUAUCGCGUUUACUCUCGGCUUCCGCGUGCUUGUAAACAAUACUCUUGACUUUCAUUUAGACAACUUACAAACACAGCUAACAGAUUCCCGUUCAUCAGCUGCGCGAGCGGUCUGAAGUUUGUUGCACUUCGAGUGCCGGACCCUAUAUACUAUUUAGACUGAUAUAUUCUAGAAAUAUUGCUGGACAUAAGUCAAGUAUGAGUGGUUUUUCACAAGAAACCGUUUAUUAACAGAAUAUUUAGGAAAAAUAUCGAUUUAUCACAAACCAUAAAGCUAAUGGCUUGCUUAUACCAACACUUUGGAAAAUUACUGAUUCCGGGAUAAACCAUUCAUAUCAUGAGCAAACUACCGGAAAAGUGUCUCUAUCAAAAUUUUUAAUCCAUUUCUUAACAUGGCUUUAUCUUAACUUUCAAUUUUCAUUGUUUUUAAUAACUUCUGUUAUAUAAAUAAUUCACAAUUUAUAACCACAAAUAUGAAACUUCUAUUGAACUGUCAUAUUCUGUUACACCUCAUCUUGGCACAAGAAAAGAAUUACAAAUCCUACCAACAUGUCCCUCUAUGAACAAAAUAAAAUAAUUGAA